This is a messenger RNA of Trametes versicolor FP-101664 SS1, 2012 nucleotides long. RefSeq names its product amidase signature enzyme. The transcript has 7 exons. Bases 27 to 2012 code for a protein of 661 amino acids. NCBI's taxonomy places the organism in Eukaryota, Fungi, Basidiomycota, Agaricomycetes, Polyporales, Polyporaceae. The record is from RefSeq and is a predicted model, not a curated record.
GUUAUAAGGAGGCGGUGGGCGUCGACAUGGACGGCACGUCCUUGCCUAGGCGUUCGUCUUCAAGGAUGCACCUCAACGCUGUCUUCGGGUUCCUGUUUAGCCUCGCCACCGUCCGCGUCGCAGCGGUACAGGUCAGCGUUCAGCAUACCGGGAGGACGCUCACCUUGGGGAACGUCUCGUACUUCGUCCCUCCUUCGCCAGUCUCGUCGCUUCCCAAUGCGGCAUUCCUCGUGAAGCCUGCGUCCGGGGACUUGAUCCCGUUCUCCGUGAUCCCCACCUCGAAGACGGUGUUCGACCAAAACGCUCUGGAGGCGACCAUAGCCCAGUGGUCUGCUAAGGACGAUGUGUGGAGCGAGGCUUUCCUCACUGGUGUCUACCUCAGCUUCAACGGCACACGCGGCAUUCCGGUGGCGUCGCUUGGGAGCGCCCAAAAGAAGUUCGGAAUCGACUUCGUGCUGCGAUCUAAAAGCUUCCUUGGGGGUGUCAGUUUGAAGACCCCACUGCCGUCUGGCCCGUACUUCCUGGAAACCGCAACCGGGAACAUUUUCGAAGCCUACCGUUUGUACAACGACGAGAACCAAUCGUUCCUGUAUGGAACGAUCCCGAACGGCAAAGACAGCUUCGACAUCCUGUCUGCGCGCGUCCCUGGAGCGUCCACAGAGACCAUCGGCGUGCCCUCGCGUCUGUACUUUACGCCCACCCCCGAGAAGCCUCUCGCCGGGUUCCGCCUCGCGGUGAAGGACAUCUACGACAUCAAGGGCCUCCAGACUGGCUGCGGCAACCGCGCCUUCUGGCAGCUGUACCCGGCUAAGGAGCGCACCGCGCCCGCCAUCCAGCGCCUCCUCGACGGCGGGAUGGUGCUUGUCGGCAAGGCGAAGACAUCGCAGUUCGCCAAUGGUGAGACUGCGACGGACGACUGGGUCGACCUUCAUGCCCCGUACAACCCCCGUGGCGACGGGUACCAGGACGGGAGCAGCUCGUCGACAGGACCCGGAACGGCUACCGCAGCGUACCCGUGGUUGGACUUUGCGGUCGGGAGCGACACCGGUGGAUCCAUGCGAGGCCCGGCAGGCGCGAACGGUGUCUUUGGCAAUCGGCCCUCGCACGGGGCUGUUGCCUUGGACGAUGUGAUGCCGCUGUCGCCGGAGUUGGAUACGGCAGGCAUCUUCGCCAGGGAUGCGAAGCUCUGGGCUACCGCAGGACACUGGUGGUACCAGAACUUCACUUCGUUCUCGAAGUUCCCGAAGAAGGUCAUCUUCCCCGUGGAUUUCUUUGGCAGCAGCUUCCUUAGCACGCCUCCCGCUGCAGGGACGGCGGCCGCGACGUUCAACACGUUCAUCGGCAAGCUCGAGCACUUCCUGAACACGACGCGCACCGAGGUCUCGUUCGCCGGCCUGUGGAACACGACUAAGCCCGCCAACGCCACCGCGCCGACGCUACAGACGUUGCUGUCAACCACAUACGCGGACAUCAUCACGCUCGACCAGAUUGCCCUCGUCGCCGACCCGUUCAUUGCGGACUUCGGUGCGGCGAAUGGCGGACGCAUGCCCUUCAUCAACCCCGCGCCGCUUGCACGAUGGAACUACGGCCGCGCCUUGCCUGCUGGGCGCAAGGAGGAGGCGUUGACGAACAAGACCAUCUUCAUGGAUUGGGUCGCGGACGAGGUCCUCAAAGCCGGCGACCCGGACACCUGCGCAGACUCCAUCUUGCUCUACCCGCAGAGUUCGGGCAACACGAACUACCGGAACCGGUACAUCAGCUCUCCUACUGCGCCUAUCGGCUUUUCCUCUGGGCGGCUUUCCGUUCACGCCGAGACCCCGGAUAUGGUCGUGCCAAUCGGUGAAGCACCUUUUAACUCUACCAUCACAGGAAAGACCGAGUUCCUACCAGUCACUCUGAGCUUUGUCACCGCCAAGGGAUGCGACCUGAUGUUGUUCAACCUGUUUGCCGCGCUGCAAGAUGCGGGCAUAAUCAGCCCUGUUGGGACGGGGUCGCGGGUGUUUGCAUCGUAA